Molecule: messenger RNA, 576 nt
Organism: Dipodomys spectabilis (banner-tailed kangaroo rat)
Lineage: Eukaryota; Metazoa; Chordata; Mammalia; Rodentia; Heteromyidae
Gene: Txn
Product: thioredoxin
Exons: 5
Coding region: 112-429 (105 amino acids)
Molecular function (GO): protein-disulfide reductase activity
Source: RefSeq, a predicted model, not a curated record
AGUCGCUAUAAAGGGAAGGCGGGCUGCGCGCUCCUCUCCAGCUCGGUCCGGUACCUUGGAUCCACUUCCAUUCCUUUUUACAGUCGUUCCAACUCAUCCGCAGCAGCCAAGAUGGUGAAGCAGAUCGACAGCAAGGAUGCCUUUCAAGAAGCCUUGGACGCUGCAGGAGAUAAACUUGUAGUAGUUGACUUUUCAGCCACAUGGUGUGGGCCUUGCAAAAUGAUCAAGCCUUUCUUUCAUGCCCUCUCUGAAAAGUAUCCCAAUGUGAUGUUCCUUGAAGUCGACGUGGAUGACUGUCAGGAUGUGGCUGCAGACUGUGAAGUCAAAUGCAUGCCAACCUUCCAGUUUUUUAAAAAGGGUGAGAAGGUGGGAGAAUUCUCUGGAGCUAAUAAGGAAAAGCUCGAAGCCACCAUUAAUGAAUUAGUGUAAUCACAUUUUCUGAAAAACAUAACCAGUCAGCUGUUUGAAAACUUGUAAUUUUUUUUAAUUUACAAAAGUAUGAAGUAUGGAAACUAUAUACCCAACUGCUAUCUGAUUAUAAAUGACAAUAAAAUAUUAAUUCUACCCUUUUUAAAA